AAAGCAAGCACGGCACGGCACACGAUCAGGAAAUCACUAAUUCCUUUUUAUAAAUAAAUUAAACUAUGGCCGAAUUGCUUUUAGAUCCAAAUAUAAGGGGUUGGGUUUUUCUCCCCAUUGUUAUCAUCACUUUCCUCGUUGGUAUUGUGAGACAUUAUGUUUCGAUUAUUCUAUCUUCCCAAAAGAAAAUUGAACUUUUGCAAGUUCAAGACAGUCAAGUGAUGAUAAGAGCUCGCUUGCUACGUGAAAAUGGCAAGUACUUGCCCCGACAGUCCUUUGCUAUGAGGAGGCAUUGGUUCAACAAUGAGGAAACUGGUUACUUCAAAGUUCAAAAAAGAGCUGCCACCUCCCAGAAUCCCAUGACAGAUCCAGGCAUGAUGACUGAUAUGUUGAAAGGAAAUGUCACCAAUGUUUUGCCCAUGAUAGUUAUUGGUGGCUGGAUCAACUGGAUGUUCAGUGGUUUCCUAACAACUAAAGUGCCAUUCCCACUGACACUGCGCUUCAAGCCUAUGCUUCAGAGAGGAGUGGAGUUGGCAUACCUGGAUGCGUCAUGGGUUUCCUCAGCCUCGUGGUACUUCCUCAAUGUGUUUGGUCUUAGGACAAUUUAUGCACUAGUUCUAGGAGAGAACAAUGCUGCUGACCAGUCAAAAAUAAUGCAAGAACAGAUGUCGGGUGCUGCUAUGGCGAUGCCUCCGGACCCAAAAGCGGCUUUCAAGGCAGAGUGGGAGGCCCUCGAGAUCACAGAACACAAGUGGGCACUAGCCAAUAUUGAGAAUGACCUUCUAGCUACUUUCGUUGAGAAGGAGAAGACUCAUUGAACUCUUUAGUCUCGAAAUAUGUGACGGCUGUUGGUACGCGUAUUUCCAUUCCAACCUUUGUUGUCUACCACUUAUUGCAUUCAAGUCACCAUCUAGUGGGAUCCUCUAAAAUGAACUAACAAAAUAAUAGAUAUCAUAAGCCUAUCUGAGAUCUUGAUAAAUUAUUGGAACUAGAGAAGAUCUAAGUGAUGAACUGAAUGAAUAGUAGCUACCAACAGCCUGACACCAUACUGUAGUCAAUGAUUUUUAUGUAUCAAAUGUUUAAGUAUUUAUGUAUUGUGGUGAUAA
Messenger RNA from Ostrinia furnacalis (Asian corn borer), 1106 nucleotides. It is a transcript of the gene EMC3, whose product is annotated as ER membrane protein complex subunit 3. Bases 66 to 818 code for a protein of 250 amino acids. Lineage: Eukaryota; Metazoa; Arthropoda; Insecta; Lepidoptera; Crambidae. Gene Ontology annotation, cellular component: EMC complex; membrane. The record is from RefSeq and is a predicted model, not a curated record. Gene Ontology annotation, biological process: protein folding in endoplasmic reticulum. The transcript is spliced from 5 exons.